AUGUCCAUGAUGGAAUUCUCCUCCCCCCUGGCGGCCAUGCAUCCGCCGCCGUGCCCGCCAUGGGGCAACCGCCGUGACCUGCCUGCAUCGAGAGCCAUGUACCAGUCGCAGACGGUCGGAUCCAACAGCUUCAACUUUAAGGAACUGAGCAUGAAGAAGUCGGCGCCCGACUACUUCACCAUGCGUCCGGCACGUGGCUCGUCGCCUACAGCCAGUCUCGCAGCAGACCUGUCGUCCAACUUCCACAUUGAUCAGAGCCCGCAGAUUCCUACCCCCAGACGCUCAUUGUUCAACCAGAACCUCUUCCUCCCUCGUGACCGCUCAGAGCAGCUCGCAACCCCGCCGCUCAUCGAGUACGACGGCCUCUGCACCCCUCCGAUCCCCAUGUCGUCGCCCGGUGACAUGAUGGACAUCUCUCCCCUCCCCCACAAGCAGCCCUGCUUCGUCGCACACGUCACCCUUCCCUCGCCCUCCCCCGAGCCUGCCGAGGGCGACGACGACGACAUGCUCUCGUGCCAGGAGGCUCUCUCGCUGCCCAUGCCUGAGAAGCCCACUCCCAUGCCUCUUCCCGAGCGCAAGAAGUCGUCCUUCCUCAGACCUUCCUUGGUUAGAAACAAGGGCCACUCCUACUCCACCACGUCGGUCCCUCAACAAGAACACAAGCUCCCCACAUUCAAGUUCGGUGGUGCCGGCCUCAGCUGCACCUCAAGCCCUUCUUCAGACUGCGAAUCCUCGCCCUCCAAGUCAUAUCUCAUCCCUCCUUCUCGUCGCACCUCGCUCUGCCGCAACAACGGCUCGCCUCUGGGUUCGCAAGUCCGCAAGUCGGCCGCCGUCCGUCCUCCCCCCAGGAAGCAGGUCCGCCGUUCGCUUAGCAUGUUUCAGCACCCCGACGAUGUCAUCAAUGGUCAACAAGACGACUACUCUCACAUCAACUCGUCUCCUUCCGUGUCUAUGGACCUUGACGAGCCCUACAAGCCCAAGCUUCCUCACUUCUUCAACGAGGAAGAGCCCGACAGUCUUCCCCGUGUCAAGCAGGAUACUCUUCUCAACGUCCUCAAUGGCGACUACAACUCCCACUACGACAAGAUCUUGAUUGUUGACUGCCGUUUCGAGUACGAGUACAACGGUGGCCACAUCAACGGCGCCGUCAAUUACAAUGACAAGGACCAAUUGACCACCGACCUGUUCGAGCACGGUGGUGUCACCCCCAGCACUCUCCUGAUCCUCCACUGCGAAUACUCUGAGCUUCGUGCCCCUCGCAUGGCCAAGUUCGUGCGCAACCGGGACCGCGCUGUCAACGACUUCCAGUACCCCAAGCUCACAUUCCCCGAGAUGUACAUUCUUGAAGGUGGCUACAGCAAGUUCUUUGCCAGCCACCGCACCAAGUGCUUCCCCCAGAGCUACGUCGAGAUGCACCACAAGGACCACGAGCGCGAGUGCGAGAAGGGUAUGGGCAAGCUCAAGCAGCGUGCAAAGCUCAACCGCGCCCAGACCUUCGCCUUUGGUCAACAGUGUACCAUGGAGGAUAGUCCUACCUCCACCAAUCGCUUGGGCCCUCGCAGCCUCAGCGCCAUCGGUAUCUUCGACGCCAGCCCAGACAACUCCCCUCUGAGCCACAACCUCGUCCGCCGCCUUGCUUCCUACUAA
Messenger RNA from Aureobasidium subglaciale EXF-2481, 1647 nucleotides. RefSeq lists its product as uncharacterized. Gene Ontology annotation, biological process: positive regulation of G2/M transition of mitotic cell cycle; G2/M transition of mitotic cell cycle; protein dephosphorylation. The record is from RefSeq and is a predicted model, not a curated record. Gene Ontology annotation, molecular function: protein tyrosine phosphatase activity. The transcript is spliced from 2 exons. Bases 1 to 1647 code for a protein of 548 amino acids. Gene Ontology annotation, cellular component: nucleus; cytoplasm. NCBI's taxonomy places the organism in Eukaryota, Fungi, Ascomycota, Dothideomycetes, Dothideales, Saccotheciaceae.